AUUUGGUAAGGUAUAUAAGGGGUUCAUUGACAAUGGUACUACAAUCGUUGCCAUAAAGCAAUUGGACACAGAGUCCCAGCAAGGAGUAAAAGAGUUUUGGACUGAGGUCAAGAUGCUGUCUAAACUCCAGCACACUCAUCUCGUUGCUCUGAUUGGCCAGUGCAAUGACUGCCAGGAAAUGAUCCUUGUUUAUGAAUACGUGGCAUGUGCUAAUUGUAUCUACAAAACAAGUAGAAAAGAAAGUGGUAUUACUACUUCUUCUCUAACAUGGGAACAAAGGCUCAACAUUUGCAUCGGUGUUGCACGCAAGUUAGACUACCUUCAUACUGGUACCGAUCAAGGCUUCAUACACCAAGAUGUGAAGACCACAAACAUUCUGUUAGAUGAGAAUUGGGUAGCCAAGAUUAUAGAUUUUGGGCUGUCCAAGGGCCUUACAAGCCAUUCAACAAUCCACAUGAGAAGAAAAGUUAAAGGUACAUUAGGGUAUUUCGAUCCAGAUUAUUUCUUGCGCCACAAACUAACCAAAAAAUCUGAUGUGUAUGCCUUUGGUGUGGUGUUGUUUGAAAUUCUCUCUAGGAGGCCACUAGUGGAUAUAAAACUUGAAGAAGAUCAAGCCAGUUUAAUACUUUGUUCUCAAGAAUGCAUUAAAAAAGGAAAGCCUGAUUGA
Messenger RNA from Camellia sinensis, 667 nucleotides. Lineage: Eukaryota; Viridiplantae; Streptophyta; Magnoliopsida; Ericales; Theaceae. The record is from RefSeq and is a predicted model, not a curated record.